Gymnodraco acuticeps is the source of this 4742-nucleotide messenger RNA. RefSeq names its product TNF receptor-associated factor 2-like. The record is from RefSeq and is a predicted model, not a curated record. Gene Ontology annotation, biological process: tumor necrosis factor-mediated signaling pathway; protein K63-linked ubiquitination; regulation of apoptotic process. The transcript has 11 exons. The coding region runs from base 223 to 2022 and encodes 599 amino acids. Gene Ontology annotation, molecular function: tumor necrosis factor receptor binding; ubiquitin protein ligase binding; ubiquitin-protein transferase activity. Lineage: Eukaryota; Metazoa; Chordata; Actinopteri; Perciformes; Bathydraconidae. Gene Ontology annotation, cellular component: cytoplasmic side of plasma membrane; plasma membrane signaling receptor complex; cytosol.
GUGCAAUGGCGAUAUUGGACAAUAACAGCCAUCGCUUUCGGGGGACCACAUCUUUAUUAUGUGGCUAACGUUGAAGAAAACUAGCUGCAAAACCACUAAUAAUAUCGGCACGGUGCACGAGCGACGACCCGCGACCAGGAGAGGAGAUUUCACAUCCUCUGCACGCGAUGACAGUUUAGACUAAAACAAAAAAAACGCUGGUGUGACGUGUGAACAGACACCAUGGCCACACAGGAGCCGUCCCCCCCCUCCUCCAUGGAGAGCAAUAAACCCGGCUUCCCCAAGAAGAUCCUGGGCAACAAGCUGGAGGACAAGCACCUGUGCAACUGCUGCCACAACAUCCUGCGACGGCCCUUUCAAGCCCAGUGUGGACAUCGCUUCUGUUCCUACUGCUUCAACAGGACUGUCAGUAAUGGACCCCAGAAGUGCAGUGCCUGUAUUAAAGAGGAUAUUUUUGAAGAACCUACAUCGCUUUUGAAACAAGGAUGUGCUUUUCCUGACAACGCAGUUCGGAGGGAGGUCGAAAACCUUUCAGCUGUUUGUAUCCAUGAAAAUUGCACUUGGAAAGGCAGCAUUAAAGACUAUGAGCUGAACCACGAGGGAAAGUGUGAGUUCAUGAUCCUCCCCUGCCCCUCCUGUAAAGAACGAAUCCGCUUCAAUGAACAGGAGCGCCAUAAUGAGCGAGAGUGCCCGGAGAGAACACUCAACUGCAAGUACUGCAAGGAGCCAUUUCACUUCAAAAACAUCAAGGCACAUGAUGAGAUCUGUCCCAAGUACCCGAUGAUCUGUGAAGGCUGUGCCAAGAAGAAAAUACCCAGAGAGAAGUACGUGGACCACAUUAAGUUCUGCAGCAAAUUCAGAACACCGUGUCGAUUUCAUGUUGUGGGAUGUGAUAUGUCUGUGGAAAAGGAAAAGAUUCAUGACCAUGAGCGCACCUAUGCCUACGAGCACCUCAACCUGCUGCUGCACUACAUUAUGGGCAUGAAGGUGAGCAUGGAGGGCCUGCAGCCCCAGGGACUGGAAGUAGCUGGACACAAGCUGCUGGAGCUCCAACAGUCCCUCAGGGAGCUGGAGGCCAGAGUCUCCCAGCUCAGCACCACCUCCUCUGGGCCUCCCGUGCAGGGAGCAGCCGCCGCCACUGCCUCCACCUCAUCCUCCAGCUCCGGCCCCCCUGGUCCACCCACUUUAGCUCCUCUCCCUCCCCCUCCCACCUUGGCUCCCACUCUCUCCGUCUCUACCUCCUUCACCCCCCUGCCCAGCUCGGUGGGUGCGGCGCUGGAGCUCCAGCUCCACAGCGAGAAGACCAAAGUGGUGGAGCUGGGUCGCAGGUGUACGGAGCUCGAGGUUAAAUCCGGCACGUUUGAAAAUGUGGUGUGUGUCCUGAACAGAGAGGUGGAGCGGUUUGCCACCACCAUGGAGGCCAGCAACCGUCAGCACAAACUGGACCAGGACAAGAUCGAGGCUCUGAGUAACAAGGUGCGACAGCUGGAGAGGACGGUGGGGCUGAAGGACCUCACGGUGGCUGACAUGGAGGGCCGGCUGAGGGAAAUGUCUGCCACAACCUUUGAUGGCGUCUUCGUCUGGAGGAUCUCUGAUUUCGCCAAAAAGAGACAAGAUGCCAUCGCUGGUCGAGCCCCUGCUAUGUUUUCACCAGCCUUUUACACCAGUAAGUACGGAUAUAAGAUGUGUCUGCGGAUCUAUCUGAAUGGAGAUGGGACGGGGCGUGGCAGCCACUUGUCCCUGUUCUUUGUGGUGAUGAGGGGACUGAGUGACGCUCUGCUCAAAUGGCCUUUCAACCAGAAGGUGACUCUGAUGCUGCUGGACCAGAGCAACAGGGAGCACAUCAUCGACGCCUUUCGCCCUGAUGUCACUUCAUCUUCCUUCCAGCGACCGGUGAGCGAGAUGAACAUCGCCAGCGGCUGUCCGCUCUUCUGCCCGCUCUCCAAGCUCGAUGCCAAGAAUUCCUACAUCCGCGACGACACCAUCUUCAUCAAGGCCAUCGUGGACCUCACCGGCCUCUAGGUGGCCCGCAGGGUGGUACAGUUUGGCAACCAGGCAGCUCUUUGACCAUUAAGGCUUUAUUUUGGCUCAAUCGUGGUCCCGUUAGGGCUCUGUUCAGGCAUCUUACUGUCCCCUGCAGCUUUAGGGAGACACAUGCUUGCAACUGCAUGCGGCUGCAGUUUGCUCCGUACAGACGGCGCUGGUAUUAUCAUAUCCUUGUGAUCUCUAUGAGAGAACCACUGUCAUUACUGUACAUUUCAGGUGUUUUCUUUUUACGUCACAACACCUGUCCCUUAGUGGAUAAAAUGUCACUUCAGUUGUGCACAUAUGUUUUCAGUAACACACAGUAAGGACACAGGAGCGAGCGCCAGUGCAGGUUGGUCAGUGCAGUGCUGAGAAGAAGUGGAGAUGUCAGUGAACAGUUUUUGAUGGAGUUAAAAACAUACUUUUUGAUCUCCUACGUUUGAAGAGGUGUUAGAGAACAUGCAGUGUUUGAACCUUUGAGGAUUGUAGAUUAUAGACAGUUGAUGUGAUCAUUCUGAUGAUUUAUAAUAGUUAGAGCAAGGCUUGGUGCAGUUUUUGCUUUUUCUUGCAGAUUGUGGAUAUUGUGAGCUUCUCAAUUCCAGUGUCGAGUGAAUUUGCAUAGACAAACGUGGAGUUAUGUUAUGAAUAAGAUUACAGGCAUUUUUUUGCCUUUUCUUUGCGCUAAAGUGCAUGCCGCUGGCGUUUUAAGUAUAUAAUGGCUCCUAAUUUGGACUGAGCUUUAUGAAAGGUUCCUCGUUUGUUGUUAAACUUGUUAGUGAAUUAGCCAUCCGUGAUGGUGGACAUUGCCUGCAUGUCUUUGGAACCAGGCUAUUUACAUGUAAAGUUAGUGUUGCGUAUUUGUUCCUAUUAGGGGUUGGUGGUUCUGAUUGGUGGUUUGGUACAUCUGUGGAAGAUACAGUGGAGUUACCAAGGAGUCAGGGCAGCUUGCCAGUCAAGCCUGAGGCAUACAACUCUGACAAACAUACAUAGCUGGAGUUUUCCCGCAGGAUAUGCUCACUAGCUCACAUCUCAACACAUAGUACUGUGCCCCCACCACAGACUGAGGUCAACACAGAUUCCACGAAAUGAAGGAAUUGUUCGUUCCUUGUUUUCUGUCCAUACAAGUAUACAGUGCAUAUGUGUUUCUGCUGCUCUUAAGAUAGAAUACUGAUGUGAAACUAAUAUAUAUGUUGGUGCAAAUAUACACGAGGUAAAUGUAUGUGGAGGCUGAAAUAAGAAAUGAAAGCCAGAGACUGUUAAUACGUUGUUGUAGGACAUUAUUUAAUGCAGAUUGAUGUUCAGUGCAGCCCCGGAUGACUACGAUUUUAAAUGUGCUCUCACUGAAUUCCAAUAAGGCACCAUAAAAAUCUACAUUAUAUCCGUUUUAACAUGUAGUUGUGCUACGUGUCCACCAGAGAUUGCUGUUCUACUUACUUAGCAUGCAUGCUGAGGUUUUUAAGGUUCACGCUGGCCUGUUUGAAAACCAGUCUCGACCUGUAUUGAAACCUCUCUGUGCAUGGGAGGCUUCAAUUCAUUUUCACUAUGGAGUUUCACCUUGGUUUACUCUGUGAGCCAGGUGUGAAAGCGUUUAUUUGUACUUGUUUGAAAGAAAAUAAUCAUAGAAUAGAUAUUAUGUUAUACCUGGCGCUGCGUCUGUUCAACAGAAGCUGCCGCCUAUAUUCAUAGCAAUUUAUAAAUAUGUAUUGUUCAUAUCAUAAUCUUAAAAUAAUCUAUAUAACAAUGUUAAUAUACACGAGAUGUUAUAAUAAACAUAGUAUUACUGAAUACCUUAUUAAUUCUAUAUCUAUAUACCAACUUUUUCUUUGUCAAGAUGGUUUGAACAGGCCAGGACGAGCCCUUUGUGCAGUAAGGACCUAUGAUUCCUUCUAGAGUGCAAUAUAUGAUUAUGUCUGAUAGAUUUGAUGACAUCUCGGCUUAAAGGGUUUACAGAGGUCAUACUCGACUUAUUUGUUUACAUUACUCACUAUGGCGCUGAAGAACUGCAACUAAUUUUGAAUUUGUAGGUGCAAAAAAUUGUGCUUUCCUCAUCAUUGAGCAUAAUAAUAUCACUAACAUGAGAAUCUGUUGCCAGGAGCUAUUCAUGAAGCUGGCUACAUGAGGGUUCAGAAAGACCAUUUUAAUGUUGAAUAUUUCAUGCUAUUAGCGGGUUUUUAUUACUAACUUUGAAAAACACUUUUCAAUAAAGACUGAGCAUGGAUGAACAUGAAGUUUUUUAGUUAUGUGCCAAAAUCCAACAUUACCUCCGCAUACUAACAAUGUUGUAUUUGCAAGUUAUUUUUUAUGUUCUAUGCUAAAAUAUGGUGCCAAAUAUGUUUAUGUUCCAGUUUGUACUGCGUUGGAUGUGUGCCAUUUUAAUAUGAUGCAUGGGUCACUACUUCUGUAUACACCAGAGGAGAUAAUGAGUACUGUCCCAUGAUACAAACCCUCUCAAGGUUUUCUGAAUGUAAGCUUUCAUUUGUUUAUUUUUUCUAAAAAACUAAAUAGCAGUUCUGUAAAUGUGAUGCAGUGGACUUUAACCAACUUUAUUUGUGCACUUUGUAUUGGUUGUUUGUCUAAACAGGGUAUUUCAUUGAGUGAUUUCUGUAUCUUUAAAAUUCAGAGCCAUAUAUAUAUUCUGAUGUUGAUAAUAUUGAUGUAUUAUGCUACAAAGGACAUGCAGUAAGAAAUAAAGUUAGCUGGUUUCAGCUUGGUAAUAA